AAUUAACUUGAGAAGAAAGUAUGGAAUGUGUUAAAGAGUCUUGCAGAAACUCCACUUGGAUCUCUCUUACUUACUCCAUUAUUUUCCUCUUCUCUCCCAUCUCAUUAAAAUAGGAACAGAAAUGGAGAGCUCUACGUCUUUAGCCAUCGUUCUUCAUCAGUCUUCCAAUCAUGACGAACUCUUCAUGCAGCAGACUCUUCAAUUCUCACAAACUCUCAAGGAUUUAAAGAACUUGCGGAAACAGUUAUACUCAGCUGCUGAGUACUUCGAAACAUCUUAUGGCAAAGAAGAACACAAAGAAACGGUGAUAGAGACGUUGAAAGAAUAUGCAGCCAAGGCAUUAGUGAACACAGUGGAUCAUCUUGGUUCUGUCUCUGAUAAAUUCAACUCUUUUCUCUCUGAUAACUCUGCCCAUUUCUCCACCACUCGUCUUCGUUUAUCUUCUCUCGAACAAAGGAUGAAACUAUGUAGAGAGUACAUGGGAAAGAGCGGGAGUUCUCAGCAUCGCUUUCAAGUUCAAUCUCCUCACCAUCAUAAGCGUUAUUUCUUCCCUCAAGAACAUGGAAGAGGCACAAGUUUCGCUGCAGGAGAUGACUCACAUCGGUUCAAGAGUGCUGUUCGAUCAACAAUACUAGAAAACCACCCAAAUAAUGCAAGGAAAACCAACAAGACAGGAAGCUUCUCCUUCUUACACAACAACAUCAGCAACAUAACACCAAGUAAAAUAACAAAGUCUCCUAUGAGAUUUCCUCUCAUACGUUCAGGAUCUCUACUGAAACGUUCAAGCUCCCCAAGCCAGCCAAGACUACUGGCCUUACCGGAACCACAAAGAGCGAUAUCUAUGUCGACAAGUAGAGAGAUAGUGGAAAUACAGCAAAAAUCUUCAUUGAGAAAGGGGAAGAAGAGUCUGAUGCUCAAGGCAUUGAUGAGUAUGAGCAGUAAGUCCAGAAACUAAAUAAAUCUUGUAUUCUUACGUUAAUAUGUACAAAAUUAAUAUGUGAAAUAUGAAGAGAGAAGAAAUAAUGCUCACCCACAGUGAUAUUCACUUCUUUCUAUGCUCUCUCCAGCUUUGAUAUUGGACUAUAGAGUCAAUCAACACUUUUUUUGUCAAUUGACUGUGCUCUUCAAUGCAUCAAAAUUGUUUUUUAUC
Brassica oleracea var. oleracea is the source of this 1150-nucleotide messenger RNA. Its product is annotated as protein ABIL4-like. The transcript has 8 exons. The record is from RefSeq and is a predicted model, not a curated record. The coding region runs from base 122 to 955 and encodes 277 amino acids. Lineage: Eukaryota; Viridiplantae; Streptophyta; Magnoliopsida; Brassicales; Brassicaceae.